Messenger RNA from Ogataea philodendri, 642 nucleotides. RefSeq lists its product as uncharacterized. The record is from RefSeq and is a predicted model, not a curated record. Bases 1 to 642 code for a protein of 213 amino acids. Lineage: Eukaryota; Fungi; Ascomycota; Pichiomycetes; Pichiales; Pichiaceae. Gene Ontology annotation, biological process: mitochondrial electron transport, ubiquinol to cytochrome c. The transcript is spliced from 2 exons.
AUGUACUCUUCAAUUUUCAACGUCUUCUUCAAGAGAAACGCGGCCAUGGUGGCCACUGUGUUCACCGGAGCGUUCGUGUUCCAGGCCUACUUCGACCUUGCGGUGACCAACUGGUACGAAAACAGAAACAAGGGUAAACUCUGGAAAGAUGUCAAGCUCACUCUCGGCGGAGGAGACGACGACGGUGACGACGACGACGACGAUGGAUACACGCUCUUCCCACGCAGGUACUCUCUGCCCUCGCGGGUCACGCAGAGCAACAGAACGCUCUCCAGAUGGGUCUUGAGCAGGUCUGCGAGCGGCUCGAUCUGUUUGUCGGCGUCCAGCAGCUGCAAUUCGUCCGGCAACUCAAAGAUCUCGUCGUCCUUGAGGCCCCGGUUUUCUGCCAACGCAAACGGGCCAAUAACGUACGGGAGCAGGUUGAUCUUCUCGUCCUGGAGCAGCGUCAUGUGGCGGUUUGUGUCAAACAGCGAGUUCUUGAUCGUGUACACUACGCCCUCGCGUCUGGUCUUGGAGUCGUACUUGUCCGUGAACACCAGCAACUUCGAGAUAGGUACCACCUGGUCGUACGCUUGCUCUGCGACAAAGUACUCUCUGCCCUGCGGCAGCCGCGAGAUGUCCGAGAAGAAGUACGACAAGUAG